AUGUGCAAUGACAUACUAGACUGGGCACUGCUGAAGAUCGUUACGCUGGUCGACAAGGAGUGCAAUACCCCUCCCACUAUCCCGCACCCGCGCCUUCCACGCGCCCGGACACCUCCGCCCCUCUCCAGUCUCUUGGAUAUGCAGGACAGUUGCGACGACAGCGCGGACCACUGGGCCCCGCGGCACGGGCUGAUCGUGAUCAAGGUGUGGGUGCCGUCGACGGACGACAUCUGGGCGUUCCGCGUGCCCGAGGCAGAGUCGCUCGCCGCGUUUCGGGCACGGGUCGCAGAGAAGGUAGGGUUCGCAGUGCGCCUGGAGGGGAAGAACGCUCGGACGCGUGCGCGCAUGCUCAAGGAGGAGGGCACGUUCAGGACGUGGGUGAGGGGGCGCGUGAGGAGUGGGAGGAACCACCUGUUGACGGCGCAUAGGGCUUGA
Sparassis crispa is the source of this 435-nucleotide messenger RNA. RefSeq lists its product as hypothetical. Bases 1 to 435 code for a protein of 144 amino acids. The record is from RefSeq and is a predicted model, not a curated record. NCBI's taxonomy places the organism in Eukaryota, Fungi, Basidiomycota, Agaricomycetes, Polyporales, Sparassidaceae. The transcript has a single exon.